Aspergillus uvarum CBS 121591 is the source of this 2338-nucleotide messenger RNA. Its product is annotated as Zn(II)2Cys6 transcription factor. Gene Ontology annotation, molecular function: DNA binding; zinc ion binding; DNA-binding transcription factor activity, RNA polymerase II-specific. NCBI's taxonomy places the organism in Eukaryota, Fungi, Ascomycota, Eurotiomycetes, Eurotiales, Aspergillaceae. Gene Ontology annotation, biological process: regulation of DNA-templated transcription; DNA-templated transcription. The transcript has 4 exons. The coding region runs from base 131 to 2275 and encodes 714 amino acids. The record is from RefSeq and is a predicted model, not a curated record.
UGACAACUCCUCGUCUGUGCAACCUGCUACGACCGCAAGAUUUCUGGCUUGGUCAUGCAUUCGACUCAAAUUGUGCCUGAUGCAUGCGACUGCAACUGCAACUGCAACUGCUCCGGCACCCACAAGCAAGAUGUCUUCCAGAGCCGGGAUCACCAAGAAGGCCUGUGACGGAUGCAAGAUCCGCAAGAUCAGAUGCGGCGGCGGCCAGCCAUGCCAGUCCUGCUUCAAUGCGCGCAUUAAGUGCACCUAUAUCCGUGUACAGCAGCCUCGCGGUCCUCAGAAACUGCGCGCGACCACCAAAUUUCUCAUCGAACAAGCGCAAAGAGGCAUGGAAAUGCAGAAUGUACUACCCUCGGCUCCAGUGAGAGGGGAAGUGCUCGAGGCCGACCACGCGCUUCAGAACCCCGCAAUUUGCGAAUCCCAAAACAGUUCGAGAUCUCGAAUUCCAAUCAAUGUCCUCGCAUCCCCGCUGUACAUAUACCAUGUUCGCAUGUACCCGGUCUGGCCUAUUGUCGAUGUCGAAAAGGUCCUGUCUAUCUUGCAGCAAGAUGUGGAGGAAAAGGAGCAUGAAACGUACGCCCUUGCAACUGCAGUAGCUGCCGCCACCAUCGCCCAGUUGCGGCUGGGACAAAAUUCCGGGCCGGAGAAAUCCCUGAGUGCGGAGAACUUUGCGCUUGAGAGCAUGAGAGCACGACGGUUGUACGACUAUCGCUCGAGGCUCAAUCUAAACAAUGUGCGCACCGCCUUUUUUCUGCACGUCUACUACGAGAACCAACAGUCGGGGGCGAGUGAAUCGUUACUCUAUCUGCGAGAAGCUAUCACUUUAGCACAAAUGAUGUCCCUUCACCGAGAAGCUUCGUAUGCAGGACUACCAGCGGAGGAGCAACAACUACGUCGUCGCGUCCUGUGGUUGCUAUUCGUCACAGAACGGGGAGUCUGCAUCCUCCACAAGUUACCCGUUAUUCUGAAAACGAACGUCUCCACCCCGGCCCUCGAAACAAGCGAUGAACCACAAGUUCUUCCCGCUUUCCUCAAAUUGCUCAAUCUUUUUCGCCUGUUCGAGCAGUCCCGGAUGUUUGAUCUCAUUGAAGACGAUAACGUCGGAAGAGACACGAUUUCAGAUGAGGUGCAGGGCGUGGAUGCAAGGUUUCUACGGUUGCUGCAAGAGAACCUGCAGGACGGAUCGGCAUUAUUAGACCAGAUAUCGGAUGUACAAAAGGCCGACCUGUGCGUGACGCGACACUGGAUGCGGAUGAUACUCUGGAAGUUCUCGUUUAAGCAGGGCCUUCAAGGUUCACCUUCAUCCCAAUGGCCGAACUCUCCUUCGUUCCCCGUGUUGGUAGCUAAGGAGCUCUUGAAUAUCGUCUCCCAGCUGCCACGAACGGCGAUUGAAGCCCACGGCCUCGGCAUGGAACUCAAGCUCUAUGAGAUCGCCAGCUCACUAGCCGACGCCGUAAUCAAUCUGGCCAUGCUGCCGCGAGCCCCAGUCUGGGAUGGCGAAACCCGCCCCAGCAGCAUCCUGGCUCGACUCCACUCGAUUCUCUCCACCUUCCGCGGCGGCGGCAAUAAAGAAUUAGCGGAGCUACUGUAUAAGAAAAUGGCCGAUGCACAGUCUAGCACUGGACCUGCAUUACCGCCGCCGAUACGCGAGGUACACACGCCAGUUAGAAGUAAAGCCACCCCCCGCGCAGACUCCAACAGUGGGGACAGCCCAGCCCCCGAGCUGCCUGCAUCGACCUUAGGAGAUGACUUCACGACGACUGCCGAUCCCACGGCUCCAAGCACAGUGGCUGAUUGGACCGCCGUGGACGACCUCUACCAAGCUACUGCCACUACUACGUUUCAGACCUUGGACCACAACCGUGCCCCCCACGGCGUGAUGCCGGGGGAGCCAAGCGACAUUAGUGGCCAGCAUGCUCUCCACCCCUUAGGAGAUCUGGCGGCGCCCUCUAACUUGUUUGGGUCGUCCUUCUCCGCGGGGCUGGGCUAUGCAGCUGCCGCGGCCGCGGCCGCGUACGCCUACGACCCAUACCUAGUAGGCAUCCCCAACGUCCAGUCUCCGCUGCUAUUGGAGGAGGGCCGAGAGCCACGACUGGGCGGCGGUUCCUCGUGGUCCCCGUCUCUGGCGCCGUCAGAGUCGGUGGAGAUGUGGGUGGGCGAUUUCAUGGCCCAAACCGGCGGAGCUCUUCCGUCUGUGUCGUCGGAGCAUUACUUCUGCAUGACUGGGGACUUGCCCGAGCCACCACCCUUGUCGAGUCCGAGCUUUCCCGCCUGAUCUUUCCCUUCCUAUGUGUAUAUCCCUUCAGCUCCUGUAACGACGAAUGACACGUAUAUUAUG